Penicillium soppii is the source of this 672-nucleotide messenger RNA. RefSeq lists its product as uncharacterized. NCBI's taxonomy places the organism in Eukaryota, Fungi, Ascomycota, Eurotiomycetes, Eurotiales, Aspergillaceae. The coding region runs from base 1 to 672 and encodes 223 amino acids. The record is from RefSeq and is a predicted model, not a curated record. The transcript is spliced from 2 exons.
AUGGACAGCUCCCGCCAACCGAGCUCCAUCCCGCCCGCCAACCCUCCCAGCGUGGAAAUCGCCUACAAACGCAAGUGCAUUGCCCUCAAGAAGCGUCUUGCCGAAGUCGAAGCAGAAAAUGAGCUCAUGCGCACUCGUAACCGCCGCAGCACCCAAUACAUCCACAAAAUGCGCCUGGAGACCUGCAUGCUGCUCGAGCGUCUCACCAAGGUCACCGGCAUGGCUGACGAGGCCAAGACCGGUGCCGCGAACCCCGAGCUGCGUGCUCGUGCUGCAGCAAUGAUGACCCCGGCUGGUCAGGGAGGUGGCGCACAUCUGGAGGAUGAUACCGAGGGUAGCUCUGAUGAGCAACCCCGCACACCCGAGGAACGUCCGCUGCGCGUCAAGCGCUCGCGCAAGUCUGCCGCUCCCGGCCUCGACGGUGAAGAUGAUCUUCCCCACGACGGACACCAUGAAUCGGCCGACCCCUCAGGCGCUGCUUUGCCUCGCCUUGCUCCCGCUCCUACCCAGGAAUCGCUUACUCACUCCUUCCGCGUACAGACGGGUAGCGGGGGUUCUGCUGAUCAAACUCCUGUGGGUGAUGUUGCGGAGGCUGGCCACGAGGCUGGGACUACGCCGAUGGAUAUGGACAAGGAGGAGGUGAAGCAGGAGACCAAGGUUGAGCAGCCUUAG